UUCGUUUGAACGAUCCUCUUUCCUCUUUGAUUGGUUGAUUUCUUCGACGACGCUUAUCAGUGCAUAUCCUGUUCAAAGUUAUACUGAAUCAAAGGGGAAAUUUUAUGUGGUUCCUCGUAUUAUAUUUGGUUGAAUUUGAAGCUGUACAGCAUAUACCCGGGGAUUUUAGGAAUAUGGCGGGGGAUGGGUUUAAGGUCAAGUUACAUGUGUACGAUCUUAGCCAAGGACUUGCUAGGCAGCUUUCGGCGACAUUUUUGGGAAAAGCCAUUGAAGCUGUUUGGCACACUGGUCUCGUAGUCUACGGAAAGGAAUACUACUUCUCAGGAGGCAUUCAACACGAUCCGGCCGGAAAGACCCCCUAUGGAAAUCCAGUCCGGAUUGUGGAUCUGGGGGUGACACAUGUACCUGAGGAAGUCUUCGAGGAGUACCUGCAGGAGAUCAGUCCACGAUAUACGGGUGCCACCUACAGCCUUCUCAGUCACAAUUGCAACAACUUUAGCAAUGAGGUAGCACAGUUCCUUGUGGACACCACAAUCCCAGACUACAUCCUCCGGUUACCCAAUGAAGUCAUGAGCAGCCCAAUGGGAGCAUUGAUCCUUCCUAUGAUUCAGCAACUAGAAACAACUUUGAAGUCGGGCACUGUACCUCAAGCCCCUCAGUUUGCUCCUGCCGCUGCCGUCGCUGCGAUGCCUGCUGCACCUAGUGCUGUUACUUCAAGCCCAACCACGACGGAUGCCUCUGUACAAGCCACCGGCAAAGAUGUCAAUUCUGGGAUUUCACCAGCUAAGGUUCCUGACAACGGAAAUGUGGUUCCACCUGCUGUUCAACCAGCUUCAGCAAGAGGGGAGGAGAAUUCUCUGGUGGCAGGUGAUCCCCUGGGCGAGGCUCGCAACAUAGUCCAGGAAGAGAUCGCAAGGGAAUUUACUGCGAUCAUGGCAACUGGGACACUUCGUGCAAGCGAGGCUGCUGCCCUGGCGGCGAGGAGGGUUAUGGAAAGACAUGGACUGGUAAAUGCGCCAAUGCAGCGAGGAUAGGAUUGAAGACCGACUUCACCAUUCUUUCAAAGUCACUGUUAUCGCUUCAAGACACUUCCAAAUGGAACCAACUCAUGGCUAUGACAUGUUCGUCCACUAAAAU
This is a messenger RNA of Musa acuminata subsp. malaccensis (wild Malaysian banana), 1137 nucleotides long. NCBI's taxonomy places the organism in Eukaryota, Viridiplantae, Streptophyta, Magnoliopsida, Zingiberales, Musaceae. The record is from RefSeq and is a predicted model, not a curated record.